This is a messenger RNA of Porites lobata, 3731 nucleotides long. NCBI's taxonomy places the organism in Eukaryota, Metazoa, Cnidaria, Anthozoa, Scleractinia, Poritidae. The record is from the annotation of a GenBank genome assembly.
CUCGCUUCUAAGACAAUUCAAUGUGAAUUAUAUCAAGUACGAAUGAUGUUCUUUGGUUGCCGCUGGUCAUGUUACAGGCUGCAGGUUCAUUCGACACCAGGAAAAUAAUUCAAGGGGAAAGUGCACUUAGCAGACUUGGCUUACAUUUAGCAGAAAAGAUGGAAAAAUACUCCAGCAUGGUGCAAAGACUUGUAUCAUUGAGUGUCAAGUUAAUAGCAGUUGACUUCGAUCUAACGAUUAUCAAUAUCCACACUCAUGGAAGCUGGCAGUUCACAAGUAAAGCUCUUGUUUCACGCGUACGUCCCACCUUCAAGCAUUUCUUGACAGCCGCGCUGAAAUGCAGCGACCUUCACGUUGCUGUUGUAACUCAAUCUCCUCAAGUAUCACUUGUCCGGGAAGUUUUAGAGAAGGCUUUGCCCGACUGUGACACGAGCGUCAUUCACAUUCGAGGUUCGGAUGGAAAAUGGAAGGAGCUGAAAGGGGUCUCGAAAGAAGGUGAGUGAUCACUCCAAAUUCGAGAUUGCUCCGAAUCUCUCAAUUUAAGAAAACGUUUUCUUAUUAUUCGAGAAAAAUUUAAAACAAAUCAUAGGAUAAGAACUCUUUUUUCUGUAAUUUAAACAGGCAGUUUGAGUUUUCGAGAACAAAAUCUUAUUCUAAGAUUUGUUUUAAUUUUGACCUAAAACUCGGUGGAAAGGAUCGAACAUGAUAUAAUUUUACAGAUCAGACCUAUUUCAGUUACAAUUUGACUUUAUAUUUCGACGGAUUCGAUUUUAGGGGGUCUUAGUUUUCGUAAUCUCGAAAACUAAGACGGGUCUUAGGUCUUAGGUCUUAGUUUUCGAGGGUCUUAGUUUUCGUAACACCCGAUGGAAACCGUAAGCUCUAAAAAAAGAAAUUCUCGAAAUAGCCCGAAUAUUAUUUUGUAAGAAUGUCGACAAACAAACAGUCCCAAGUCAACGCACUGUUGAAAAGGUUUCACUUGAAUGGUUAAACGAAAACACUUUGACCAAAGACUGAAAGUGAAAAGUAACUGAAAUUCACUUAUCCACAUAAUGAAAUUUAAGAGGAGGAAAUGAGAAAUGCUCUGUUUAGUGUCUUUCAUUUGAUCUAUACAAAGUCGAAUUUUGAAAUUUUCAUUUUGAUAAUAUCAACAGGGUGCAAAGAAAGUCAGUUUUACAGCCUGCCAUUCAGGCAAGCUGUAGCUAGCAUGUACUAGCCCACAAGUCAUUUCAACUAGCACCAAAACCCUUUUUGAUGCACAGAAUUGACUUUUACUUUUACUUUUACUUUAUUAAUCCGCAAAGGCGGUAACCAUCGCGCGGAUUACAAUCUUUCUGUAAUUUGAAUUUCCCCCCCAAAACAGCACUUGCCUGUCAGUCAAGUUAAGAACAAGAAUCGCUAGCCUGAUAGCAAAAUCCACUAGCCCAGGGCUAUCGGAUACAACUUUCUUUGCACGCAACAUUACUUGGUUACCUGGAGCUCAGCCACCUUUACAUUGACCAUUUAUGCAUCAGUCAAUUCCAUCUGUGCCCAGUGUCCCUCCCCCCCCCCCCCCCCCCCGGGCUACUGCUGGGCAUUUGUCCGCCUCGUCAGUCCCAGGAUAUUAGCAAAUUUUGCUCUGCCCUGGAAUCGGCAUUUGCUAACCCUGGGACCACCCCGGCCCCGAGCUUUUGACACACCUGUGAAUGGGUCUCUUAUCCAAAUAUAACUGCAAAAAGGAUUGUAAAGGCGUGUUCUCAAUCUUAUACAUGCAUUUCUUCCUUGCUUGUCAAGCCAGUGAAAUUGGGAGCUAUCGAUGUGAAUCAUUGUUUUCUUUGGUUGUUGAAUCAAAUUCCUGUUGAUACUAUUUGAAGAACGUCCUUUCAUAUUUAUAAAACUAUUUAGAACAGAUAACUUUACAGCAUACUAUUUAGUUUAAUGUCAACAAUAUUAUAGCAAUACUAAAAUCAUAAACUGGUGUUGUUGCAGUGUGAAAUCUUAAUUAGAAUAGUGCUAUUGCAGAGGCAGAUGUUAAUGUUAUGAAAAAAUCACACAUUAAAAUGCUUAAAAUAGCAUGACUUGACUGUGUGAUCAAUGAAAAAUGUUGCAGUGUUGAUGAAGGAUGGGUCAUUUGCCCUCUUUUUUUUCCCCACCCUGAGGAAAUUACACAUGUCGACCACUCAUGGUCACUAACCUUAAUACUCAUUAUAAAGGCUUCUUGUCCAAAAAGACACCCAGCUGUUUAAGACACCAAGAAGUGAAGUUUUAUACUUAAGAUCCUGAAAACCACAGCGUGUUCAGUGACAUACCUACCCUAUGCCCGGGUGAGAGAACUUCCUAGCUGCUCUUUUACCCACCUAUACUUAUUGAACAUACUGACCCAGCAAGAAAGAAAUCUUUUUUCAUACUUGGACACCUCUGCAAUGUUGAUGGCUGGGUCACAGACCAUUUAUCCAUUCUUUUUGGCACAGACCGACUGUUAAACCAGUGACACACAUUCCAGCAUUUAAUUGAUCAACAAAUGUUGCAACUCUGGUUGUUGAACAAGUUGCAACUUGUUGUAUACAGUGCAUCUCUGUCCUCAUUCAACAAUGUUCUGUAUUUCAACAUUCAAUGAGGCAUGGUAUAGUGUUCAUUGAACAAGACAGGCAAAACAAGUUGAUCAACAAGUGUUGAACUGUGUGGCCUUAGAAUACAGAUGCAUAGCUGACAUCAUGGAUUGUUUUUUGUAGUUGUUGUUGUUGUUGUUGUUAAGUUUUUCAACAUGGCAAGCAGUUACGAAAAUACAAACGCAACAGACUAAUUAAGUAGGACGAGGCCAGCCCACCAAUUUGACCAAAAUUGUUAACUGACAAUUUGUAAUAAUUUUAUUGUCCAUCAAGGAAAACAACAGCACAUUGAGUCAGUGCUGAGACAGAUUGAGAAAGAUCAAAAGAUCAAGAUUAAAAGUAGCCAAGUUAUACUUUUAGAUGAUGAUCAACAAAACAUAUCAGUGGCUAGAAGCUGUAAAAUGAGGGCUCUUCAAAUAACCGGAGACAAUAGCUUGGAUGAGCUUCUGGAACAGAGGUAGAUGCAUUGUUCUACCUUACGCUUUAUGCAUGAACAAAAAAGAUAAUAACUGAUGUCAUGAUCUUUAUAAACGUAACCCAGAGAUGUAAUAUAUUUUUUCACAAACAGAAAGUACAUAAUCUGUGACUAUUUAUAAAGUGUUAAAUAUAAGCUCAUGUGACUUUACUAUGAUGUCCAUAUUACUAUAUCUAUCUUACAGUGGUCAAAUGCAUAUGUAUGAAAUACAACACACGCCAGAACAUUGUAUAUUUCCCUUUUUGGUGUGUGUUUGCAACAUUUAUACUUACUACAUGAGAAAUUUCUGCAAUUUGAUUGACUUGGAGCAGUGGUAUUUCAGCUUAAAGGGGCUGUGUCACGGCAGUCCAGUUCAUUUUGUUUAAUUUUGCCAAUCACUCGCCCUCAAUCGCUAUGGAACUUAAAGUAAGCAAAGAAAUUACAUGUAAAUGACAAAAUGAGAGAUCCGAGACAAACAAAUGUGCCUCCUGAGCAUUAUUUUUGAAGUUGCAAGCAGCAGGGAUCAACUUUGAAAAACUGGUAGGCUGAACAGUUUUCAAAAACCCUAAUUUCAAUCCGUUUUAAUCUUCUUCAGUUUUGCCCAUCCGUGGCAUCUGUUGUUUCUGUUAUGCUAUUUUAACCUUCCUUUAAAGUUUUAAGCGGUUAUUUUUAUGUUUCUCUUAAUUUAACGG